AUGCUGCUCCUCGGCAGGAGUUCUCUUGGGAGUAGAGGCCCUUAUGGCUCAGGUGACGCGUGCACGGACCGGGAGCCAGUUUCUCGACGCAUUUGCUCGGGGCGCGCCCGAGGGAUCGCCAGUCGGAACUAUGUUUCUGCCUUUCGGACGCUAGAACACAGCACCGUGUGGACCGGCUGUUUUCAUAUUUUAUUCUUCGAAAGCUACGCUAGGCACUCUAAUUUGCUGGCGAGAGGCAGGUCGGAAAAGACUACCACGUGUGUUCUAUCUGUGUGCACUCAGGUGACGCGCGAGCCGGAUCGGGUGGACGCGAGCCUGGAGAGCCCUUGUUUUCGAGGCAAGCAGCCGCGAGUGUUCACACAGAAAAGCGACAUUCGUGAAGGCUGCUGCGAGGCGUGCGCACGAGUGCGGUUGUGUUCAGAGCGGGCGCGCGCUGGCGCGAAAAGCGGCCGGGUUCGCGGGUCGUGCCGCACAGCCGUGAGAGGCAAAGGGCUCUCAGAUUGUGCAUCGCACUGUGCAGAAUUCAAUCAAUCCGCGCUGCGAGAGGACGCUGUUUCAGGGCGACGCUGCGUAACUGGCUGCAUAUCACUGGCGUAUCCUCCGCCUGAAGUCCAGCAGGCGGUGGGCACCAGCUGGGCAGACACAAAUCGCUGCGUGUCGGUCCUGACGGAGGUCGCAGACGACAUUGUACAUUUCAUUGCGCAUUACGUCUCGUACCGAGGCUAUGCGUGA
Messenger RNA from Rangifer tarandus platyrhynchus (Svalbard reindeer), 732 nucleotides. Lineage: Eukaryota; Metazoa; Chordata; Mammalia; Artiodactyla; Cervidae. The record is from the annotation of a GenBank genome assembly.